AUGGCCGACUCACCCAGCCCAGCUCCAGCUGGCGCUGCCAACGACGAGCAGACCACCACCACCCCUCAAGCCCCCGAGACGAAGGUCGAGCCCUCGUCCGCAAAUGGAGAACGGCCUGGCGACAAGAGCUUCUCGCCCCCUUCGCUCGAACGACAGCUCACCAUCAACGACCCCAGCGUGCACACGUGCUUCAUCUGCCUCUUGAACUCGAAGGAGACGCCGGACUCAAUAUGGGUCAACCCUUGCCCCUGCACCCUCGAAGCACACGAGGAUUGCCUGCUGCGAUGGGCGGCCGAGAGCGAAGCCUCCCAGGGCAAGAAGAAGCUGCGAUGCCCGGCCUGCAACGGCCGCAUCCAGGUUAUCGAACCUUCUGACGCGUUCCUCAAGUUCCGCGACCGCCUGCAUAGGGCCUACAGCAGGUUCUCGCCUACCGCCCUCGCAUCCAUUGUCAGCGCUGCUAGCGUUGUGGGCUCGGCGUCGUAUGGCUUCUGGGUCAUGUCCGUGUUUGCGGGACAGCACCGCACCGUCCGGUGGCUCGUCCCCGAUAUCCCCUCCGAUGGGUCCUUCACCUUGGCGCGCCGGACCCUCAUGGCGUCAAAGAUAUUCCUCCUCAACCUGAUCGCGCCGGGUCUGCUUAUCAACCGUGCUCUCCCAAGCUUGGCCAGCAUGCUGAUGAUCCCCAACACCACCCUCUACGGGGGAUAUCUGGUCAUGCAGAAUAGAAUGCCGGAAUGGCCUCCAUCCCCCCAGUGGGUGAUUAUUCUGAUGCCCUUUGUCAGCCUCACCUACAAUAACCUUUGGUAUGAGAUAUUCGGGCCCCUUAAUAGGAGGCUGAACCGGGUCCUGCGCGGCCGUCCUGCGCAUGAAGAAGCAGCUCAGCCCGGCGAUGCAGCUGAAGGCGGCAAUGCCAACGCUGUCCCUGCUCCUGACGAUGAUGACGCUGACGUUGGCGUCUUUGGAGCCGUUUGGAGGCUCGGUAAUGCUGUCCUCGGUCUGUUUGGAGAGGAGGAGCUUGUGAUUGAGGUUGACGCUAGAAUCGGCGGUGGUGAUGACGCCGCUCCCGCUCCAGCUCCCGCUCCCGCCCCUAACCAGGCGGCGAUUGAUGCUGCGGGACUCCAGGCUGCUGCCGGCCAGCUUGAGGCCGUUGCCGAUGAGCUGGAAGCCGCGGCUAACCAGCUGCAGAUUGCAGUCGACGAAGAUGAUCCUCAAGCAGGGCAACGUGAGCUCCCGGCCGCUCGACAGGGUGAUGCGGCUCCGGCUCCCGAUGUCCCACAGGCGGCUGGUGCCGAGAACCAGGAGCUUAACGAUCCCGCCGCGGUCGCCGGCGAGCUCCAACCCGGCGACGAGAACCGCUCCACCUUUGCCGAUCUGUUCAACGCGUCUGCCUCCGCUCUCCUAUUCCCCGUCGUCUCGGCCGGGAUCGGCCAGGUGCUGCGGUACGCCUUGCCUUAUAGCUGGACGACGAGCCCUUGGAACCGGAGGCCGACGGGCCUGCUCCAGCAGCGGUGGGGACGGAGCCUUGUGGGCGGAUGUCUGUUUGUUGUGGUGAAGGACCUGGUCAACCUGUAUACCAAGUACAGGAGAGUCCAGGUCCGCACACACCGCAAGAUCAAGAACGUCACUAGACGGAGAGAUAAUGGUACUCGUGGCGCAACGGCUUGA
Molecule: messenger RNA, 1662 nt
Organism: Thyridium curvatum
Lineage: Eukaryota; Fungi; Ascomycota; Sordariomycetes; Thyridiales; Thyridiaceae
Exons: 1
Coding region: 1-1662 (553 amino acids)
Molecular function (GO): zinc ion binding
Source: RefSeq, a predicted model, not a curated record